This is a messenger RNA of Postia placenta MAD-698-R-SB12, 303 nucleotides long. RefSeq lists its product as hypothetical. Lineage: Eukaryota; Fungi; Basidiomycota; Agaricomycetes; Polyporales; Adustoporiaceae. The annotation marks the transcript as partial. The transcript has 4 exons. The record is from RefSeq and is a predicted model, not a curated record.
AGGUACAGCGCUGGCCCAUGCUUUCUGGGUGUACAUCUAGACGUGCCCCCCUGGUUGCACACCCCCACAAGUAAGGCUCAUGUAAGUCAACAAUUGUGGCCAGUCCAGAAUGUGUGCGUCCGGGAUGCACACCCUCACGACACAACCUCACGGGCAAGGCUCAUGCAAGUUGAGAGUUGCGGCCGGUGCAGAAUGUGUGCGUCCGGGAAGCACACCCCCACGAGCAAGGCUCAGCCUUUCCUACACCUUUUCUACGGCCUUCCCUACGGCCUUCCCUAUGGCCUUUCCUACGGCCUUCCCUAG